AUGAAAAUAAAAAAAAACUUAAUUACAUAAAUUAAUAUAAAUAUUUUUGUCCUAGAUGCGGUGCAGCGGUUCAUAGAGAUGCCUACAUACACGGAGGUGAACCCUGGCGAAGACGCGUUGCUCAAGUGCCGGAUAUCUGACAAGAAAGGCGUCUGUUCAUGGCAGAAGGACAAUAAGCCAGUGGGAAUCUACCGCGGCAAGUACGAGUGGGCCAACGAGAACAGUCCAGUCGGCGGCGACUGCUCGCUGUGGGUCCGAGCAGCCACGCUGCAGCUCGACGACGGCCAGUGGCAGUGCCAGGUCACAGCUAGCAACUAUGACGUCCAGGAUGCCCUAUCUAGUCCACCGGCAGCGCUAGCAGUGCGAGUGCCCCCCCAAUCUCCCAGGAUACUCUUUAACGGGUCCCACGUGAUGCCAGGACAGAACAUCACCGUGCCCGCUGGGUCCCGGGCCACCGUCGUCUGCGAAGCCAGAUACGGCAACCCGCCUGCUUAUAUUGAAUGGUAUUUGGAAAAAGAACGCCUCACAGCCUGGAGCCAGACCAAUGCUUCUGAAGUGGAGCGACCACGAGUGUGGGCCUCCCGAUCAGUACUAGAGCUGGGGGCCACGAGGUCAGCCCACGGCAGGCAGCUGGCGUGCAGAGCUCAUCACCCUUCCUACCCAUCUCCGUACUAUAAAGACUCGUUUACUAUGCUGGAUGUUACAUUCGUCCCAGUAGUAUCCAUAGUGGGCGCCGACGCCAGUUCCUUGGGCAACCUGGAGGAAGGCUCCAGUGCUCUCUCCCUAGAAUGCCGUGCUGAAGGCAACCCGGCGCCCUACGUGUGGUGGACUCGAAACGGACAGGUCAUCGCCACCAACGGACCCAAGCUGAUACUGGCACCUGUGUCGAGGAAUCAUUCAGGAAUCUAUGGCUGUCAAGCAAGAAAUUCUCUGGGGACAUCAGACUCAGUAAAAAUUGAGAUUGAUAUCAAAUAUCCUCCAAGAGUGACGUGGGUGGGUCCCGAUACGGUGGUUGAAGCAAACCUAUUUUCUCAAGUCACGCUGGAGUGCAAAGCCGACGGGAACCCCACACCUUCCUACCAGUGGUAUCACAACCCAACCCCAUCAGUGCACAUCAACUCGGCGCCCGAAGACGGCUACCCCGCCGCGACCACCGCCCAGCUGCAGCUCCACAACGUGUCCUACAACCAGCACGGCCGGUACACGUGUGUAGCCGUCAACCACAUUGGAGUCGAGGAGAGGACCCACCAAUCAGAGCCGAUCACUUUGAACGUGCUAGGGCCACCAGUGGGCGCGGAGACCGGCACGGCGCACGCGUGGAGCGGCGCCGAGGGCCGCGUGCACGCCACCGUGUGUGCCGACCCUGCGCCGCGCCGAGCCGCUUGGUUGUGGGGUAGCCUACGUCUUGAUGUACCUUCGCAAAUUGGUCGCUACCGAGCCCUAGAGCCGUCAGGCGCGAACGGUUGCUACCGCUACACGCUUCUCAUCUCCAGCACAGCCGUCUCCGACGCAAGGGUCUACGUGCUGCACGUGGAGAAUGAGCGAGGCUUCUCGUCGCAUGCCGUCUCCUUGACUGUUCAUG
Messenger RNA from Ostrinia furnacalis (Asian corn borer), 1582 nucleotides. RefSeq names its product kin of IRRE-like protein 3. Gene Ontology annotation, cellular component: cell-cell junction; plasma membrane. The record is from RefSeq and is a predicted model, not a curated record. The transcript has 10 exons. The annotation marks the transcript as partial. Gene Ontology annotation, molecular function: cell adhesion molecule binding. NCBI's taxonomy places the organism in Eukaryota, Metazoa, Arthropoda, Insecta, Lepidoptera, Crambidae. Gene Ontology annotation, biological process: cell-cell adhesion.